AAGCAAGUCGGAGGUAGAUGGGGCGAAUUCAAUUUCAGAAUAAAAGCACACAAGAAUUCUUUAAUCAAAGAAAUGCCCCCUUCAUGCCAGCAGAAACAUACACAACACACUAGUGCACAAUGGUUUACUAUACCUUUAAAUACCAUAACUCUACCUGCUAAGCGUGGCUUGUGUUCUUAAAGCAGUCUAUUAUUACGUGCAUGAUUUGUAACGUGUCGCCGGAAGUGAUCUUAUUUCUGCUAACUUCACACAUCACGACGGCUCCAAACUUGUUGCGCUGCUGCUCAGCUUCGUCCGCAUCUCUUUGCGGGCGGAUACGCUUCGUCCGCACCAACAGGCCAUGGAUCUGGUCGCCUGUGCGGCUUUGCUCCUCUUUCGCGUGACUGUCACUCUUUCGCUGAUCGUCUUCGCCCUCAGCUCGGCCCUGUUAGUGGACGUUGUUGUCGAUCGGUACCACAUCCCUAAAGUUUGUUCCCGGGAGGUGCAGACAGAAGACUUCAUCAGGUACCACUUUAACGGCACCUUCUAUGCAGACGGGAAGAAGUUUGACUCCAGUCAUGACCGGGGCAAAGCCUCCAUCAGCCAGGUGGGCCUGGGCAGACUCAUCACUGGGAUGGACCGUGGUCUCCAGGGCAUGUGCGUCAAUGAACGCAGGAGGAUCACGGUCCCCCCACACCUGGCUUAUGGAAGCGUAGGAAUAAGUGGCACAAUACCUCCCGAUGCUGUGCUGGUGUACGACGUUCUCCUGCUGGACAUUUGGAACAAUGAGGACGAGGUCCAGGUCCGCACGCUCCACAAACCUGCCACCUGCAACCGGACCGCCGCCGCAUCGGACUUCAUCCGGUACCGCUACAACGGCACCCUGCUCUCCGGCGAAGCCUUCGACUCCAGUUACUUGAGGAAUGAAACAUACGACACCUACUUGGGGCAGGGCGACCUCAUCAAAGGCAUGGACAAGGGCCUUCUGGGCAUGUGUGUCGGAGAGAGACGGGUCAUCAUCAUCCCACCCUUCCUGGCUUAUGGAGAGAAAGGCUAUGGGGCUCUGGUGCCUCCCCAGGCCUCUCUGGUGUUUGAGGUGCUGCUGGUGGACGUGUUCAACCCCAAAGACGACGUGAUCGUGGAGGCGAAGGAGGUGCCCGGAGGCUGCACCCGCAGGACACAGAAGGGCGAUUACAUCCGCUAUCACUACAACGGCUCUUUCCUGGACGGCACCGCUUUCGACUCGAGCUACCGGCGGAAUAGCACCUACAACACGUACAUCGGCGUGGGGCACGUGAUCCAGGGGAUGGACAAAGCUCUGCAAGGGCUGUGCAUGGGAGAGAAGAGGCGGGUUCGAAUCCCUCCUCACUUGGCUUAUGGCGAAAAAGGAGUCGGAGACUUCAUUCCGGGUUCCGCUGUCUUGGUCUUUGACAUUCACGUCAUCGAUUUCCACAACCCCGAAGAUCCAGUCCAGAUCAAAGUGACCCACAAGCCCCAGCGCUGCGAUGUGACCACCGAAGCAGACGAUUACAUUCAGUACCGUUACAACUGCUCCUUGAUGACUGGGACCCUGCUGUACUCCUCGGACCACUACGACUUCCCUUCGACCACAACUCUUGGAGCCAACAAGGUGAUCCAGGGUCUGGAGGAAGGUUUGAGUGGCAUGUGUGUGGGCGAGAGGAGGGAGGUGGUCGUUCCUCCCCACUGGGGCCAUGGUGAAAACGGAGCUGGAGCGGUUCCUGGGAGUGCAGUGCUCUUGUUUGAGCUGGAGCUGCUGGAGCUGCAGAAGGGUGUGCCUGACGGUUACAUGUUUGUGUGGUUGGGAGAUGGCCCUAAUCCGCUCUUCCCUGCGAUGGAUCUUAACAGCGACAAAGAGGUCCCCCUGGAGGAGUUUUCACUCUUCAUCAUGAAACAAGUCGGUGAAGGGAAAGGUCGUCUUCGGCCAGGGGUGGACGUUGACAGCAUCAUUAGGGACAUGUUUAAUAACCAGGACCGUAAUAGUGAUGGAAGGAUUGUAGAAGAGGAACUGAAGCUUAAGGAGGAUGAGGAGCCAAUACAAGUGAGACGAGACGAGCUGUAAAGACGACACAUCCAGCAUUUCAGUGGUGGUGAAGAAGGUUUGCAGCUACUGUGGUUGUGCUCUUAUGCAAUUGUGCAAUUAUUUUCAAAAUGGUUUCGAUACUGAACACUGUGUGGUCGACAUGUCUCCUAAAUCAUCAGGAACAUUCCUUGUUAGACAAACCAUCCUCGUGCAACCAAACAUCAUGGACAGGAAGAAUAAAUGUGGAUUCAUAGAAGAGGAAGGAGGUGUUUAAAAUGUGAAUAGACUCCUGAAGAGAUGCGAUAUUGCCUUAAUCCGUCUGGGACCCACUUUCUUGAAAAA
Messenger RNA from Betta splendens (Siamese fighting fish), 2362 nucleotides. RefSeq names its product peptidyl-prolyl cis-trans isomerase FKBP10-like. Gene Ontology annotation, molecular function: peptidyl-prolyl cis-trans isomerase activity. The record is from RefSeq and is a predicted model, not a curated record. NCBI's taxonomy places the organism in Eukaryota, Metazoa, Chordata, Actinopteri, Anabantiformes, Osphronemidae. The transcript is spliced from 10 exons. The coding region runs from base 341 to 2059 and encodes 572 amino acids.